AUGAAUGAUCGUAUAGUUUUGGUUGUGAUGCUGCAGUGGUUGAUAUCGGUUGUUCUUGAAAGUGUAAAUCCAAGUGAAGGAAAGUAUUGCAACAUUUUUCUUUCUUAUCUCAUAUUUGCUAUCCUCUAUUUUUUUGCAGAGGAUACGGCGUUUAAUGAUCCAUUGAGCGAUUACACGGGUGAUUUCGAUAUUGUACGAUUUUUGGACGAGAACAGUACCCCGAUUGAUAGCCCUGUGGCAGACACUACUCGGUUCAUCUCGCAACAGGUACAAGGUCAUCAUCAUCACCAUCACCACCAUCAGCAACAACAACAACAACAAUCGCAGCAACAUCAUUAUCAACAGCAACAACAGCAGCAGCAUCACGCAUCACUACCGCAAUCGCUUCAAAAUAUCACCACUGUUGCUAUUUCUGAAGCGGCCAAUAAAAUGAUGUAUCAGAAUCCAGCUAGGCUACCUGACAGUCCACCAAUCACGGAUAUCUCGGGCGCCGGUUCAUCAGGCUCACCGAGCUCUGCUUCAGAUUCUCCGUAUUCGCCAGAUAAUUACCAGAAUUAUCAGCUUAUUCAUGGCAGUCAGCAUAACGGCAAUGGUUUAAUUCUUGGUAUUCGACCUGAUUUAGCGACACAUAUGUUGGUACCACAAGAGCUUCUGCAGCAGAAUCAUCUCGGUGACCGUAUAUUGCAGCAUGUUUUGCCAUCACCACAAUCCGAUUUCAUUGCUAAUGGUGGUGGAUAUCCACCACAGUCAACACCUUCCGCACUACCUCAGGUUUCACCGCCAACGGUCAAUAUGAGGCCGGUUAAUAGUGGUUAUUUGGUCCAGAAUAAUGACUAUCAAAUGGAUCCCUAUAGUAAUGUGAUCAAUACCGCAACUAAUGAUGGUGAUGGUUCAAGCUCCCAGAGUGAUGGCCAAAUAAGCCGUAAACGUGUGCGAUCGGACCAGCAGCCACCACCACCACCACCGCAACAACAACAACAACAACAACAACAGCAGCAGCAGCAACAACAACAACAACAACAACAACAACAACAGCAGCAACAUAAUCCAGUAUCAACUAAUGUUAAAAGUGAGCCGCAGAAGGUAUUUUCGUUACCCAGUCAGCUUACAGUGAUUUCAUCACCUGUAACUACAUUAGAAGAUUUUGACGACAGUUUCCACCAGCAAGCAAUCAAAUUUACUGCAUUCAACGAGGAACAUUGGGCUACCUUGUACGAUAUCAACCAAAGACCAUUACAUCAAUUGGAAAUGCAUGUUGUAGCGGAUAAAGGAUUCAAUUACAGUACUAUGGAUAACUGCUUUGUAAAUCAGAAAAAAAAUCAUUUUCAGAUUUCUGUGCACAUCGAAGCAAUUGACAAUCAUCCACCAAAUUUCGUUAAAAUAGGUAACGAAUUGAAAAUGGUGAAAGAAUUUAAGCUAGCAUUUUGUGGUGUAAAAAGUGAAAUGCCAACAUCAGAGAUACAAAUCAAACAGUCUACAACGGAUAGGAGACCAGUACCACAUGAUCCUGUAUCGCUUGAAAUUCAUGAACGACGGAUGACAAAAGUAACCGUACCGAGGCUGCAUUUCUCCGAAACAACGAUGAAUAAUCAGCGAAAGAACGGUCGGCCAAAUCCGGAUCAAAAAUACUUCCUGCUUGUUGUUCGUUUGAUUGCAUGCACUGCUGAUGGGCAUGAUGCCACUGUUCAGGCUUAUCAAUCUGAGAAAGUAAUUGUUCGGGCUUCAAACCCAGGUCAGUUUGAGCCACCAGAUUCGGAUGCUACAUGGCAGAAGAAUGGUUCCACUUUAUAUUAUAAUAGUGGUUCAGUGGCAAUUGGUACUGAUCGAGCUGUUGCACCCUUGACUGUCGGUGGUGACAUCUAUUGCUCUGGAGUUGUUCAUCGUCCAUCCGAUCGUCGGAUGAAAGAACAAAUUCAUGAG
Cercopithifilaria johnstoni is the source of this 1920-nucleotide messenger RNA. The record is from the annotation of a GenBank genome assembly. Lineage: Eukaryota; Metazoa; Nematoda; Chromadorea; Rhabditida; Onchocercidae.